AUGGAGGCCUGCCGAGGGGUGGUGGUGGCCUGGGCUCUCAGCCUCCUGACAGGAGUCUGUGAUGCGUUUAACAUCGAUACAAAGAAGCCAAGAAUUAUCCCAGGCUCCAGAGAAGCAUACUUCGGCUACACAGUUCAACAGCAUGAAAUCAAUGGGAAGAAAUGGCUAGUGGUAGGAGCUCCAUAUGAGGUCAAUGGUCCCCAGAAAACAGGAGAUGUCUAUAAGUGUUCAGUGAACGGCAAGACCAACAGCACAUGUUCCAAGCUCAAUCUAGGAAGAGUAACUCUUUCCAAUGUGUCGGAACGAAAGGAUAACAUGCGGCUGGGUCUCAGCUUAACUACCAACCCCAAAGACAACAGCUUUUUGGUAGAAAAAGAUAUGGAUGAUCAAGACACCAGAUGCCAAUAUCCCUUAAUGAUCUUCGUCUAUCUGGUUGCAGAAUGCCAGACAUACAUGGAUAUAAUUAUAGUACUGGAUGGAUCUAACAGCAUCUACCCCUGGGCAGAAGUUCAAAAUUUCCUGAUAAGAAUCUUGAAGAAAUUUUACAUCGGACCUGGCCAAAUACAGGUUGGAGUUGUCCAGUAUGGAGAGGAUGCUGUCCAUGAAUUUCACCUGAAUGAUUAUAGGUCUGUAAAGGAUGUGGUAGAAGCAGCUAAACACAUCGAGCAGAGAGGGGGUACUGAAACCCGAACAGCCUUUGGAAUAGAGUUUGCUCGCUCAGAAGCAUUUCAGAAAGGAGGAAGGAAGGGUGCAAAGAAGGUUAUGAUUGUGAUCACCGAUGGAGAGUCUCACGACAGCCCAGAUCUUGAGAAGGCAAUUGAAGGCAGCGAGAAGGACAACGUUACCAGAUAUGCCGUGGCAGAUGGGAUUCUGCUUGGAGCCGUUGGUGCCUAUGACUGGAAUGGUGCUGUCCUCAAAGAGACCAGCAGUGGCAAAGUUGUUCCUCAUCGAGAAUCCUAUCUUCAAGAGUUUCCAGAUGAACUGAAAAAUCAUGGAGCCUAUCUUGGCUACACCGUGACUUCGGUGGUGUCCACAAGACUCAACAGGAUUUAUGUAGCAGGAGCCCCUCGAUUUAACCAUACGGGAAAAGUGAUUGUUUUCACAAUGCACACAAAUCGAAGCCUCACCAUUCACCAGUCACUGACCGGAGAGCAGAUCGGUGCCUACUUUGGAAGUGAAAUCAGUUCAGCAGAUGUUGAUGGCAAUGGAAUGACAGACAUUCUGUUGGUUGGAGCUCCCAUGUAUUUCAGUGAAGGGCGAGAGAGAGGAAAAGUCUACAUCUACAGCUUAAAAGAGCUGGUUUUGGUGUGA
Molecule: messenger RNA, 1311 nt
Organism: Thamnophis sirtalis
Lineage: Eukaryota; Metazoa; Chordata; Lepidosauria; Squamata; Natricidae
Source: RefSeq, a predicted model, not a curated record